AUGCCAGCCACACAAACCCCCGACUUCAAGAAGGCGGUGAUAGAGAGCAGGAAGCUGAAGGCCAAGCCGACUGACAAUGAACUGCUCGAGCUCUACGGACUGUUCAAACAAGGCUCCCAAGACCCACCCUUCGCCGACACCACGGCCCCCGGCAUGUUCGAGCUAAAGGAAAAAGCCAAGCGCAGCGCCUGGGAGAAACUAGUAAAAGAAGACGUCAAGCCCGCCGAUGCGCAAAAACGCUAUGUCAAGCUCGUGGGCGAGCUGAAGACGAAACAUGGGUUUAGCGGUUAG
Molecule: messenger RNA, 291 nt
Organism: Recurvomyces mirabilis
Lineage: Eukaryota; Fungi; Ascomycota; Dothideomycetes; Mycosphaerellales; Teratosphaeriaceae
Gene: ACB1
Product: acyl-CoA-binding protein (ACBP)/diazepam binding inhibitor (DBI)/endozepine (EP)
Exons: 3
Coding region: 1-291 (96 amino acids)
Biological process (GO): fatty acid metabolic process
Molecular function (GO): fatty-acyl-CoA binding
Source: RefSeq, a predicted model, not a curated record